Messenger RNA from Miscanthus lutarioriparius, 1464 nucleotides. Lineage: Eukaryota; Viridiplantae; Streptophyta; Magnoliopsida; Poales; Poaceae. The record is from the annotation of a GenBank genome assembly.
AUGGCGCUGCGAACGCUCGACCUCAACGCGCCGCCGCUCCUCCAUAUUCUGCGCUCGCUAUGCCUCCUCGUCCUCGCCGCGUCGGCGGCGGUGUCGGGGCGCCACCACGCGCCCUCCCCGGCGCACGGCACCGGGCAGAGCAUGUACCUGGCGCCGGCCUGCCGGGCGCACACGGCGUCGCUCGCGGACUUCGGCGGCGUCGGCGACGGCACCACCUCCAACACCGCGGCGUUCCGCUCCGCGGUGGACCACCUGUCGCAGUACUCCGGCGAGGACGGCGGCGGCGCCAUGCUGUACGUGCCCGCCGGGAAGUGGCUCACGGGGCCAUUCAACCUCACCAGCCACUUCACCCUCUUCCUCCACAGCGACGCCGUCAUCCUCGCCUCCCAGGACAUAAACGAAUGGCCGAUCAUUGAUCCCCUGCCUUCGUAUGGAAGAGGGAGGGACAAAAUUGGAGGAAGAUUCGCUAGCCUCAUCGGUGGAUCAAACCUGACCGAUGUAGUCAUUACUGGUAACAACGGCACAAUCGAUGGACAGGGUGCGAUGUGGUGGUCGAAAUUCCACAAGAACCAGCUCAAGUACACGCGCGGGUACCUGAUCGAGCUGAUGCACUCGGACACCAUCUACAUCUCCAACCUGACGCUGCUCAACUCGCCGGCGUGGAACAUCCAUCCGGUCUACAGCAGCAACAUCGUGGUGCAAGGCAUCACCAUCCUGGCGCCGACGAACUCGCCCAACACUGACGGCAUCAACCCUGACUCUUGCUCGCACGUCCGGAUCGAGGACUGCUACAUCGUGUCCGGCGACGACUGCGUGGCGAUCAAGAGCGGUUGGGACGAGUACGGCAUCUCGUACGGGAUGCCGAGCCAGCACAUCGUGAUCCGUCGCCUGACGUGCGUGUCCCCGACGAGCGCGGUGAUCGCGCUGGGCAGCGAGAUGUCGGGCGGCAUCCAGGACGUGCGCGCGGAGGACAUCACGGCGAUCAACUCCGAGUCCGGCGUGCGCAUCAAGACCGCCGUGGGCCGUGGCGCGUACGUGAAGGACGUGUUCGUGCGGCGGAUGACGCUCACCACCAUGAAGUGGGUGUUCUGGAUGACGGGCAACUACAAUUCCCACCCGGACGACAAGUACGACCCCAACGCCAUCCCCGUGGUGGACAACAUCAGCUACCAGGACGUGGUGGCCACGGGGGUGUACAAGGAGGCGGCGCGGCUCGAGGGCAUCCAGGGCGCGCCGUUCCGGGGCAUCUGCGUCGCCAACGUCACCGCCGAGCUGUCCAAGUCCAGGAAGUACCCCUGGACGUGCGCCGACGUCGAGGGCGUGUCGGUUAACGUCAGCCCCGCGCCGUGCGAGCCGCUCCAGGGCGCGCACGACGGCGCCUGCCCGUUCCCGACCGACACGCUGCCCAUCGACCAGGUCACCGUGCAGCAGUGCGCCUACGACGUCCCCGGCGGCGGCAACUAG